Cuscuta epithymum is the source of this 1593-nucleotide messenger RNA. NCBI's taxonomy places the organism in Eukaryota, Viridiplantae, Streptophyta, Magnoliopsida, Solanales, Convolvulaceae. The record is from the annotation of a GenBank genome assembly.
UCAUCCGAUUCCUGUCCCCCACCUUACUCAUAACUCAUGAGUCAGGGCGGUAUUAAUUUAGGUUUUCCGUUAAUCAUAAUCGAAGUCACAGUCUGAGUUGCAAAUUUAUUCAGCUAACCAUUUUUCAUUCCUGAUUUCGGAGUUGUUAAGAAUGGUACUCUCGCAGAAGCUUCACGAAGCAUUCAAGGGAACGGUGGAGAGAAUCACUAAUCCUCGCACCGUAUCUGCUUUCAAAGAGAAAGGCGUCCUCAGCGUCAACGAGUUCAUCAUCGCCGGCGAUAACCUCGUCACCAAAUGUCCGACCUGGACUUGGGAAUCGGGUGAGCCUAGCAGGAGAAAGUCAUAUUUACCCGCUGAAAAGCAAUACUUGAUCACUCGAAAUGUUCCUUGCCUGCGGAGAGCCGCAUCAGUUGAGGAAGAAUAUGAAGCUGCUGGAGGUGAAGUUCUCCUUGAAAAUGAGGAUAAUGAUGGUUGGCUUGCAACACAUGGAAAACCCAAAGAAAACAAAACCGUGGAGGACGACAACCUGCCCUCAAUAGAGACUAUAGAAAUAAGUAAGAAGAACACGUUUCAAUCAAUUUCUUCAUAUUUUGGAGGCGAGGAGGAGGAAGAUAUACCUGACAUGGGAGAGUUUGAGGAUGCUGACAAUCUUGUUGAAUCAGAUCCCGUUACACUCCAAAAUACAUAUCUUGUAGCCAAUGAGCCUGAUGAUGAUAAUAUAUUAAGAACUCGGACGUAUGAUCUCAGCAUCACGUACGACAAGUACUAUCAAACCCCUCGGGUUUGGCUAACCGGAUAUGAUGAGUCAAGGAUGUUACUACAACCGGAACUUGUUCUUGAAGAUGUUAGCCAAGACCAUGCACGCAAAACGGUGACUAUUGAGGAUCAUCCCCAUUUGUCUGGGAAACAUGCUUCUAUACAUCCUUGUCGACAUGGAGCUGUUAUGAAGAAAAUUAUUGAUGUUCUGAUGUCAAGGGGAGUUGAACCUGAAGUUGACAAGUACCUAUUCUUAUUCUUGAAAUUUAUGGCCUCUGUGAUUCCAACAAUUGAAUAUGAUUACACCAUGGACUUUGAUCUUGGCAGUUCUAGCUCCUGAUUGACAAAUCAAUAGUUGCAUAUAUAGAAUGAAACUGGAAUUGCUGGUUGUGGUGCACUCUCCAUUAAUAUAUCGCCAAGGGGCACACUUGUAUUCUUGUUGUAAAAAGCAUUCACAAGACGUUUGCUUAGGAAGGAAAGGAGAAAUAGUUUGAACAACAAUUCUCAUUGAUGUCUGUAAAUUUCAGUGUUAGCAGUUUGAUAUUUGUUGUUAGAGCUCUUUACAACAUCUUUCCUGUUCUCUUUAACACACUUGAACUAAACCAAGAGUAUUGGUGUAUUACACGAGACUACAAGUAGGGGCAAACCUGCAGCGCUUGUGGUUUCUGCCCCCCCCCCCUCCCCCCCAGAACUGAAGCCAUGACUGUGGAUAUUGCGUAUGGUUCCCGGCUCGUUCCUGGCAGCCCAGUUCUGUCUUUUAAUUUGUUUUAAAGCCAGUACUAUGUUACUCCGUAUUACUUGUACAAUGUUUUAUAUUCUAUCAUUCUAUGGGUUGCG